Molecule: messenger RNA, 342 nt
Organism: Meloidogyne enterolobii
Lineage: Eukaryota; Metazoa; Nematoda; Chromadorea; Rhabditida; Meloidogynidae
Source: the annotation of a GenBank genome assembly
AUGUCGGCUUCAAUCAAACUCUUGAUUAUUUCAAUUUUUAUAGUACCUAUUUUAUUUCAAUCCAGCAAACAAUGUGGUCAACUCAAGGACGUUUGCAGUAAAACUAGCGAUUGCUGCCCCGGAUAUGGUUGUUAUAUUGACAAAACGGGAGGGCAUUGUUCGAAUGAAUGUAGUAAACAUUUUGGUAAUUGUGGAAACGGAAAAUGCUGUGAUAACUUAUCUUGCAAAAAAUCUUUGGGCAAAUUUUAUUGUUCCAAUGCUCCUUGUGUCAAAGAUGGGAACAAAUGUCAAAAAGAUGAUGGAUGUUGUUUUGGUAUGGCUAAGAAUAAUUUUUCUGUUUGA